AAAAAGCUCAAAAAAGUGGAACUUUAGAUAUAUUAGAAUAUUCUCAUCUUAUACCAAAUCAACAUCAAUUAUGUAAUCAUUAUUAUUUUCUUAUUGUAGAACCAAAUAGAAAUUAUUCUAAAAUUAAUGAAGUUUUUCAAAAUUUACAAAAAACAAAAAAAUCUUCUGAAUUAAAAUGGGAUAAUAUUCAUUUUGAAAUAUUAGAUGAUAAAAUAUAUAUUCCUAAACAAGAUUUUUUAAAUUUAGUUUCAAAUAUUAAAUAUUUACAAGAAAACCAAAAAGAUGAAAUAUUUGAAGAAAUUAUUAAA
This is a messenger RNA of Scutellospora calospora, 308 nucleotides long. NCBI's taxonomy places the organism in Eukaryota, Fungi, Glomeromycota, Glomeromycetes, Diversisporales, Gigasporaceae. The record is from the annotation of a GenBank genome assembly.